Messenger RNA from Opisthorchis viverrini, 246 nucleotides. RefSeq lists its product as hypothetical. NCBI's taxonomy places the organism in Eukaryota, Metazoa, Platyhelminthes, Trematoda, Opisthorchiida, Opisthorchiidae. The record is from RefSeq and is a predicted model, not a curated record. The transcript has 2 exons. The annotation marks the transcript as partial.
AUGGAAAUUCAGCAAGGUCUAAUGCUCAAUUUGAAAUGUCGUGUUCAGGGAGAACGAGAUCCAGACAUUCGAUGGUAUAAGGAUGGACAACCGAUCAAUCCAGAACGGCAUCCAAACGUGGAAAUCAGUUCUGGCGUAAAACGUUCCCAACUAAGGGUGAGAAAUGUGCAACUGAGUGACUCCGGCAAUUAUUCUUGUAUUGGAUCGAGCGAAAACGCCGAACUCAGCAGAUGGGUUUAUGUCACA